AAUUCUCGGAGCAGAAUUCUAUAUAAAAAGAGGCAGCACGGCAGCGCCUGACGCAGUCAAUUUAGGAAACAACGGCCCAUCCAUCAUGGAGUCCCUUCGAUAUAUGUCCUUAGCACUAACUGUUCUGAUUACUGCAGCCAAACCUUCGAACAUCCCGGGUCCUAAUGGCCUUUACACAAAGGUGUUCCGCAAGACUUAUAACUUGGGGACUUCGAGUGAGCUCUACACUUACACCCCAGACUUGUCGACCAAAGGAAUCGACGAUGACAUUGAAAGUGUCCAUCAAACUGGCAUAGGCCAAUCCUUCACGGGCCCUGAAAGGGUCUGCGUUUAUCCUGCCACAUUUCAUGACCGGUCGCCUUCGGGAGAGCAGCUUGACGUCGGUAUUUAUGGAGUCGUAACUACUCUUGGACUACCUGAAGACAGCAUCCGCUCCAUACGAAAGGGAUGUUGGUCAAGCAAGGUUGCGACUCCUUCAGACCUCAGCUACCAACACAAAGACUCCAAUGGUGGGUGGGGAUACGUUGGACUCUAAAAUGAAGACAGGCUCCAAGACAACGGUUGAUUUGCAUGUUUAAAUUUGGAUGUUAUGAGCUACUUAUUUGGGAAUUCAAAUCAUAUUUGGGUGUU
Macrobrachium nipponense is the source of this 630-nucleotide messenger RNA. RefSeq lists its product as uncharacterized. Bases 86 to 535 code for a protein of 149 amino acids. The record is from RefSeq and is a predicted model, not a curated record. Lineage: Eukaryota; Metazoa; Arthropoda; Malacostraca; Decapoda; Palaemonidae. The transcript is spliced from 4 exons.